Messenger RNA from Lathyrus sativus (Indian pea), 579 nucleotides. The record is from the annotation of a GenBank genome assembly. Lineage: Eukaryota; Viridiplantae; Streptophyta; Magnoliopsida; Fabales; Fabaceae.
AUGGAAGGUCUGAUUCCUCCUGCUAUAUCUCUCUUGAAAAACUUGAAGGAAUUAAGAAUAUCUUAUUUGAAAGGGAACACAACCAUGACAUUUCCUGAUCUGAAAGAUUUGAAACGCAUGACGAGACUGGAAUUGAGAAAUUGCUUAAUCACUGGUCCUAUUUUAGACUCUAUUGGCAAAAUGGAAAGUUUAAAAACUCUAGAUUUGAGCUCCAACAGAUUGACUGGUUUGAUUCCAGAUUCAUUUGAGAACUUGGAAAAUAUCAAUUUCAUGUUUCUGACGAACAACUCUCUUAGUGGAACAACUCCCGAGUGGAUCCUGACCAGCAAACAGAACUUCGAUUUGUCUUUCAACAAUUUUUCCGAGUCUUCUUCGACUGAUUGCCAGCCUUUAGCCGUGAAUUUAGCGUCUAGCGUCUCUCCUUCAGCAAACACUUCAUUAUCUUUUUUGAAGACGAACUUACCUUGUUCGGGAAAAUCUCAGUAUCACUCAUUGUUUAUAAAUUGUGGAGGACCUGCUAUUGAGUUUGAUGACAAAGAAUAUGAAGUUGACGAACACCAUAUAAGUGCUUAUGUAUAG